UUUUCAGAAUUACCUCUUCCUCUUCUAUUGAUUCUGCACAGGGAAAAUGCUGGUAUUUUAAUCAGUUGAUGAAACUUAGUAUUAAACAUCGAUAUGCACAUGAAUACGGUGAACUAAACGUUACGGAUAGAGAUGGACCAGAAACACUUCAAAAUCAUUUAGAAAAAGCAUCCACUGGCUGCCUACAGGAAAAUAACCUCUUUAUCAUGGGUGUGACAGAAAAUAAACAGGUCUUGUUGGAUCCUUCCAAAAGAUGGAUUACUACUGGCGAUACUCAGGCCACAUUCAUUAACUCCUCCAUACCUGUACACCAAAAGGAAAAUAAAGAAGAUCAGAGAGUGAAGCAGAAGAGUACUGAAUCUUGUAUUAAUUACAGUGGGGAGAGCAAAGACAACAAUAACAUGUCAGCCCAACUCACAUCACAACAAUCAGUGAUAGUAGCAAGUACUAUGAGAAGAAAUCUCCAGCUUUUUGAGAAUGAUACGGAAAGGAGAGUACAUAUGGCAGCGUCAGUGAUCCAGUCCCUUUGGCGGCAGUACCAUGCUCAGAAUAAAAAUGACUGCAACAAAACAGAGAAUCAUCAGUAUACAGAAGCACUGAGACAGAAGCAUGAAGCUGCCACAGUAAUCCAGGCAUUUUGGAAGGGUUUUCUUUUGCGAAAGAAACUGGCCAGUGCUCUUGCAGCUGUUAAAAGUGAUGAAGUGGAGGAUGAAUAUGAAGAAAUAAAUGUGGAUGCUUUCACCUUUCCUGAAGCUGCGUUAGAGAAGGAAUGGCUAACUCUAGAUUCCACCCGUUUCCCUUCAAAAACACUCCUGCUCUCAAACCAGCUGCACUGGCCAAAGAAGUUUUCUAGGCCUUCAGAUUCCAGUGAACAUUCAAAUAGUUUGCCAUUGUCACCCCAAGAAGUUUGGCAGUGUGCUAACAGACCACAUUCAGACUCAGCAGAAAAUAUCCAUUUUCAUAGCAGGUCAGGGACAGGAAUAAUGUCACAGCUUUCUGACUGGAAGGAAAAAAAGAAAUUUUUAUUUAUGUCUGAAAAAGAAGAGAAAAUUUCGGAAGAAUGGGGUUUUAAGGAUAUUUCUACUGCACAGCUAAUGCUUAAGAGGGCCCAUAAAAUGAAGCCUAAAAAAUAUAGUAAUAAAAGUUUAGACCCAGCUGUGCGCCUGGCGUUGUUCAAAAACAAUGAAAAUAAACAUCUCCCUGUGAAAUCACCAAGGAAGACACAGCCUAUAAAUGCUGGAUACUUUGAAGGUAAAAAAGAAGAAUGUUCUCAACUGGAUACUGCUUUAGAUGAGAAAUUACAAAGGAGAAAAGAUUUCACAUACCAGUGGCUUCAUGCACAGCUUUUGGAUUAUGAAGCAGCGAGUUCCAGAAAUACGAAGUGGUGAGCUGUCGUUUUUUGCCUGAGUUAGAUCCAGCGAUAUGUGACAGUAGACGAGUACAGCUUGUGGCAAGCCCUGUAAGCAGAGAAGACAUGGAUUUAGAACUUGUUUCUAUGGCCAGUGGAAGUGCUUUGACUGAGAACAGAGAAAAAAACACGCUGCCACACAGACACUCAACAAGAUCUUC
This is a messenger RNA of Pseudopipra pipra, 1569 nucleotides long. Its product is annotated as leucine-rich repeat and IQ domain-containing protein 1-like. NCBI's taxonomy places the organism in Eukaryota, Metazoa, Chordata, Aves, Passeriformes, Pipridae. Gene Ontology annotation, molecular function: protein binding. The transcript has 11 exons. The coding region runs from base 69 to 1388 and encodes 439 amino acids. The record is from RefSeq and is a predicted model, not a curated record.